AUGAAUGAAAAGGAUACAGAAAGCAACUGGACAACAGUUGUGAGACGGGGCAAGGCGCAAGCGAAGGCAACAGAGAAGGCAUCAGCAAGGUCAAAGAUAUCCACAGCAGCGGGAAAACGGCGGGCACCGCUCCCGGCCAAUUGCGCCGUAACCCCGAAACCUAAGAAUACGCAGCAGCCAAAACAGCAGACAAAGCAGCAGCUAAAACAGCAGCCAAAGCAGCAAUCAAAGCAGCAACCCAAGCAACAGUCGAAGCAGCAACCAAAGCAGCAGAAGCAGCAACCAAAGCCGCCUCCAACGGUUCCCGCUAACGCCCCUUCAAGCGAGCAGUGGGAUUCCCUUUGGCCUUCUCUGUCGGCAGUUCCUCAAGAGCCACUACGUAGAACGGGAGCAAUCGAGACAGCCGCAUACAGCUUCACAGAGGGAAAGCAGGAUAUAAGUGACCCAGAAAGAGGAGUUUCGGACACCACUGACGCAGCAGAUACUUUGCCUACUGAAGCAUCUGAUGGAGAACAUGCAACACCAAAACAACAUAAAGCAAAGGCGAAAACUUGUACAUUCAAGUGGGGUAUGAAACAAGAGCCAGAAGCUUUGCACAGAGAACCACCUGCUGCCACUGAAGAUGGGCCAGAGAAACCCCAAUUACAGCAGCAAUUACAAGCGAAGCAACAGCAGCUGCAGCAGACUCAGGCGCUGCAGCAGUUGCUGCGACUGCCGCUGCUGGCUCCAUUAGAAGAGGAUUCAAUGAAUCUUUUGUCAACUAGCAUUACUCCAUCAAGCAGCUGUGCUCAAUGCGUGGAUGACGCUAACUUGCUUGCGAACUUUCGUUACCCAUCAGAAGGGACAAAUUUGAGCGAGUUGCUUUACGGAAUAUAUUUCGUUUUGGAAGUUUUGGAAGAAAGACGAUGCCGAGAGGAUUUCAUGGAAUCCACUCAAAUACCUGGCCUCCCAGACCCAUAUAUCACCACAAAUGUCGAAUGCGAUGGAGUAUAUACACGUCUCAGGGCUCAAGAGGAAGCUGCAGCUUUCUUAGCGGAUACUGCUACCUAUAACAGGAAGAGGUCAUACCCGGGGGAACCAAUAGAAGAAGACAUUCAGGAUGAAAACACCAGAGAUAAAUCGGCUUGCAAAGAAGAGGCGCCAUUUUCCCUCCCAGAGAGCGACGAAUACGCAGCUGAUCUGCCCAAGUUGUUGCAUGCGUUUCGAUGCGCCACGAAAAGGGCAGGCAUGUUCACACAUGGCCAAGUGUAUCACCUCACCAAAGUUGUCGAAUUCCUACUUGUGGCAGCAGUAGCAGAAACAUCAGAUGAGAAGCACUCGCUACCAGCAAGCCUGGAUGAGUGGCCACCGCAGCAGCUGCUGCAGCUGCGGUGGUUGCUGGAGAUGCAGGAAUUGCCCGUUAAAUAUUACCUCAGGAAGGCAGCAACCUUCUGUAAGGGCAUUGCCGCUUUCCUGGAGAAGCCGCGGGAGGCUUACACGCAGGAAGCCAGCGGCGUCGCCAAGCCACCUUUUGAAAAAGAGGUACAGUCUUCCCAACUGUUGCAUGUGAUGCCGUUGCCAGCCCCAGAAGCUCACCAUCCUCAGACACGCCUUCGAGAGAUUUUGCUUCAUCGCACCUUCUCUUUGGUACACGGUGACGAGGCCAUCGAGGAGCAGCAGAGAGAACAACAUCUACCUGAUGCCGGUGUUGAGAACAAAGAGCAAAGUAGGAAGCGGCUGUGUCAACAGCAGCUUAAGGCUUUGCAUGUUGAGUAUGGGAUGCUCUACCAAUGGGCAGACGAGGGACGACCUGCGAGUUCUACAUUUGACUCACUGCAGCGACCAAUAGGAAACAGAAACGAACCCGCGUGUACCCAUGGCACAGGCUUCCCCCCGCCCCCGCCCCGCGACAGCAACGCCAGGUGCUCCCAGCCAUUCUGGCCGCAUCAGCCCUUCCCGCUUCCGCCGAUGAGUCUCCUCUCAACUUUACAGCCCAGUGCGCACCCAUUGAAGCAAAGCAGCAACAGCGAGUGCGAUUGGCCUGUUGAUCCUUUUUCUGUGACCCAGUGUGGUUUGCAAGAGAAAGAAUGCCAUGCAGGUUUUCCGCUGAACCUCCACAUUAAGCAGGGAGCAGAACUCCUCCCCACCCAAGUGUGGCCGUCAGCAGGGCUCAUCGAAAAACCAGAAGCACUGCUUUGGAAUACACGCACUGGCGUUCCUGUUCCAAAGGAGGUAGACUGGUUUUUUGACGCAGAAGUGACAAGAGAAAGCCUUGACAACAUGGCAGGUCUGCAGCCGCACUGCCAGCAGCAACAACUUCCAAACGCACAUUCACCAAGCAUUUCGCUUGCCCCUGUAACCCCUCGCCAAACUCUGCAGGUCGAACGGAGGCAAACGCUUUCUUGGUUGCUUCCGUUGGCUGAAUCCUCCCUAAAUCGCUCAGUUGAGGCUCCUGUAGAGCCGGCAGCCAAUGAGUUGUUGCAGCAGCAGCACCAGCAGCUCACCUGCAGCUUAUCGGCAGACGCAAAUAGAGACUGGAUUGCAUGCAAGCAUUUCUUUUCGGCGUCUACGCCUUCCUCUGACACCCAAAGCUGCGAUUCGUGCGAGCUUCAGGAGAUCGACAACGCGCAGCUGGGGAGGGAAAAAAAGGUGUCAUUUCCUCAAAUUCCUCAAUACACCGCCUACAUGGGGCUUCCCAAAGACAGCCCUCAAAGCCGUGCACUUCUAGCGAAACGCCGGAGGGGAAAGAAUCAACAACCACAGCAGCGACAACAGCAACAGAAUCACCAGCACCAACAGCCGCUGCUUCAGCAACGGCAGCAGCAGCGUCCGCAGCAGCGUCCGCAGCAACAACAGCAGCAGCAACAUCGAAAGCAGCAAGUGUACUUGAAAGAUACACAGGUAGCUAGAAUUCUGCAGGAUCAAAACCUUCCGCACUUGUUAUCUUCAAGCUUUAGGAAGGAUCUCCGAGACAGAGAAAUAACCGCCGAAGAGGAUACAAUUACACCAACAGACCCCGCCGCGGGGGGGUGUCAAAUGCAACCAACCACCCCUAAACAAGAAUGA
Eimeria acervulina is the source of this 3045-nucleotide messenger RNA. RefSeq lists its product as hypothetical. The transcript has a single exon. The coding region runs from base 1 to 3045 and encodes 1014 amino acids. The record is from RefSeq and is a predicted model, not a curated record. NCBI's taxonomy places the organism in Eukaryota, Apicomplexa, Conoidasida, Eucoccidiorida, Eimeriidae.